This is a messenger RNA of Phyllotreta striolata, 898 nucleotides long. NCBI's taxonomy places the organism in Eukaryota, Metazoa, Arthropoda, Insecta, Coleoptera, Chrysomelidae. The record is from the annotation of a GenBank genome assembly.
AAAAAAAAGAGGAAAAAUAUGAAGUAGAAGUGGUUUAUUUGUUUACAUAUAAAAAUUAGUAUAAAAUUAAAAUACUAGUUUUAAGUUAUAUGGUGCACGUUAAAAGUAGCAUAAGUAUUAAAUUGUUAAUACGUUCAAAAAUUGAAAAAGGAUGUCUCUAAGGCAGCAAAUGCGUUAUUUAACGCCCUAUGACAUACACAAAUUACUAAUAAACGACUACAUAUUGAAGAAGCCAGGCGAUACAUCUCUUCUUAAAAGAGAUACAUCUCAAGAUAAAAAUGACUAUGAUGUAAUAGUGGAAAACCAUAAGUUUUUAUGGGACGACGAAGACUCUGCGGAUACGUGGGAAGAGCAGUUUGCUAAAAGAUACUAUAAUAAAUUAUUCAAAGAAUAUUGCAUAGGAGAUUUGAGUCGAUACAAAGAGAAUAAGAUCGCUUUAAGAUGGAGGGUGGAGAAAGAAGUCAUUAGUGGAAAAGGGCAAUUUGUUUGUGCUAAUAAGAAAUGCGAAGAAGAAGAGAGAUUAACUACAUGGGAGGUCAAUUUUGGUUAUAUUGAAUGCGGUGAAAAGAAGAACGCUUUAGUUAAAAUAAGAUUAUGUCCUGAUUGUUCGAAAAAAUUAAAUUAUCACAGCAAGAAGAAGGAAGUAAAGAGGUUAAAAAGGAAACGCCAUGUAUCAGAAACGAAUGAAAAGAGCGUUAUUAAUGAAACUAGUUCCAUAAAAACUACACAGAAUUCUCCUAAUUCAAGCGUUGCUGAAGUAUUAGAAGAGCCAACCAUAAAUGCUGCUACGAGUGAUGAAUCUCCAUGGGAAAAUCAUAAACCAAUUGAACAAAAAUCAAGAGACGAAGAAAUGGAAGAUUAUUUGCAGAGUUUAUUGUUAUAAUAAAAUAUUUAUAGU